Messenger RNA from Strongylocentrotus purpuratus (purple sea urchin), 3274 nucleotides. RefSeq names its product dipeptidyl peptidase 2 (gene dpp7). The transcript has 11 exons. Gene Ontology annotation, biological process: proteolysis. Lineage: Eukaryota; Metazoa; Echinodermata; Echinoidea; Camarodonta; Strongylocentrotidae. The record is from RefSeq and is a predicted model, not a curated record. Gene Ontology annotation, cellular component: vesicle. The coding region runs from base 118 to 1581 and encodes 487 amino acids. Gene Ontology annotation, molecular function: dipeptidyl-peptidase activity; serine-type exopeptidase activity.
ACUGCAUAAGCAUGCAGCAAUGCAUCAGUUCUGGAUCGACUCAUUGCAUUGGCCGAUGGUGGAUCUUUGUGCUGGCGUUGGGGCAAAUUCUGACUUUUUUAAAGGCAAUCUGUAAGAAUGGAGUUGAUUAAAAAUAUACUGGUACCUCCUUUCCUCUGCUUACUAAUUUCUUUGUUGGUGUGUUCAGCGAAUCCGCUUCCUCGAUAUCCAUACAAGGAGAAAUUUUUCGACCAAUUUAUCGACCACUUCAACUCCGAAAGUCAUGGAAAGCAGACCUUCAGACAAAGAUAUUUCGUCACAGAUGAUUACUGGCAGAAGGGCAGCGGACCAAUCUUCUUUUACACUGGCAAUGAGGGGGCUAUAGAAUCAUUUUUUGAUAACACAGGUUACAUAUUUGACAUUGCACCUGAGUUCGGCGCCCUUGUCAUUUUUGCCGAACAUAGGUACUAUGGGAAGAGUCUACCGCUCGGCAACCAGUCUUUCACCCCGGCUAACCUAGGCCUGUUAACGGUAGAACAAGCCCUUGCAGACUAUGCGACACUGAUCACGAGCCUGAAGGAAGAGCCAGGGUUACAGGACUCACCUUUGGUGGUGUUUGGUGGAAGUUAUGGAGGGAUGUUGAGUGCCUACAUGAGGAUGAAAUACCCCCAUCUAGUGGCCGGUGCUCUCGCAGCUAGUGCUCCUGUAUACAGCACAGCCAAUGAAUCAUCCCAAACCUACUUCUUCCAGACGGUCACAAAGGAUUUCUAUGAUGUGGAUACCAAUUGUCCGGACCUCGUGAGGGCGGGCUUCGCCACGCUGGAUCAGUUGGCGGGCCAGGGAACAUCAGGUCUCAACAAAAUCAGUACUGCAUUCCAUCUGUGCAAGUCUCUGGUCUCCAAGGCUGAUUACUAUCAUCUGCUGGGCUGGAUCAGGAACUCGUUUACCUACCAGGCCAUGUUGGACUAUCCUUACUCAGCCUCGUUUAUGGGUAGCCUACCAGCAAAUCCUGUGAAUGUUUCUUGCCACAUGUUACUGAAUGCGUCAACUCCCUUGGAAGGACUAGCUCAGGCUUCAGGCUUGUAUUACAACACCAGCAGCACACCUCUGCAAUGUUUUGACAUCUUUGCUGAGUUCAUCCAGUGUGCAGACCCAACCGGAUGUGGACUAGGUACGGAUAGUACAGCUUGGGAUUAUCAGGCUUGUACCGAGAUUACCUUGCCCGCCGGAAGCAACGGCAAGACAGACAUGUUCCCUGACAUGCCCUUUACUCCCGACAUGAGGACGUCAUACUGCCAGAGCGUAUACAACGUGACCCCGCGACCCGAUUGGCUGAGUAUACAAGGAUUUGGCAAAGGGCUAGCCAGCUCCUCAAACAUCAUCUUUUCGAAUGGUUUACUGGAUCCAUGGAGGCUGGGAGGGGUAGCAAAGGACCUCUCGGAGAGCAUCAUUGCGAUACCGGUCCCUGGUGGAGCGCAUCAUCUAGAUCUCAGAGGAUCUAACCCUAAGGACCCGGAGUCUGUGAUCGAGGCCAGGAGCCAAGAAAAACUCAUCAUCAAGGGAUGGGUCGAAGCCUGGUACCGCGGACACAAGACAGCAUAACACCAUAUGUGAACGUCACCUGCAGCCGGAAGCCCUAGAGGGUUUAGGUCCAGCUUGAUAGACCAGUUCACAAAUGUACUGAAAUAUCCCUUCUUCAAAUUUACUAGAUGAAGUUACAUAAAAGCUUGCCAGAGGUUUAUCUAACAUAUCAUUAACAGAUGUAUACAAGCUGCAUUAUAAUUAUAUAGAUACAAUCAUACAAUACCAGAGAACAGGUACAUUUUAUGAGUUUGUCAUUAGGCUCUUAGGUAUAAACUUCCAUAUAUUUCUAUACAUUUGUGAUUAAUAGUCUUAAUGAUGGAGUGGAUGGAAUUUGAAUGUAUUUUUACUUUUCAUUACAAAUGUACUUAUAUAUAUAUAUAUAUAUAUAUAUAUAUAUAUAACAUGGCACAAAGAACUGAAUAUAUGCAGUUUCAUGUACAUUACAAAAGGAAAGUUUCAUAAAAUGCAGGCCUGAUUGGAUCAUAAAAGUAUGAUUAUAUAUGUAGUUGUGAUCCCUGUUUUAUACAUAACAAUAAAUAGAUCAUCAAUCUAAAAGAAAUCAAAUAUUAAGCAGCACUGUUUUUAUCUCGGAUUUCUAUUUUUUCCAAGAAAAUUGUAGUCUGUAAUUUUUAUGCCCAUGUAUAAGUUUCAAGAUGUUAUCUCAUGCAUAUAUUUUAUGAGAUGAAGCUGUAAAAGGAGAUAUCUUAUAGAAUUUCCUUUUGAAUAUUUUCAUAUAAAAGUAAAAGUAAAAGUAUUAUAAGCUUAGCAGAAAUUGUUAUUUGAUAUUGGAGAGCUAGAAAUUCAUCAUAUAUGAUCAUGUACAGCAUCUUAUAUCUACCUCUCUUACCUUCCCAUAUUAGUGCAAGCUCUAUCUUGAAAUAGUGUAAAUGCAAUUUAUUUUGUUUCAUUUGAAUGUCUUAAUACCUCAUAUUCAUCUUUGGUUUAUUUGUGUGUUAUUUGUUUGUCAUCGACACAGUAUUUACUUUGCUACAUUGUUCUGGGCCCCUGUCUUAUAUCUUAUAGACAGUUGCGAUUAAUUAUAACUUAUUUGUGAUAGAUAUCAAUAACAACUAUGUACAUAAGAGAUAGGAGACUGCAAACUUGGGAUUGAUUGGAGGACUUGCGAUUGAUUCGGUUCAAUCCAAAUCGCAACUCUUUAUAAGACAGAGCUCUGUUGUAUAUCUUCAUAUUCAGGUUCAUAUGCAUUUUAUUUUCAAUGUUCAAGAAUGAUUUUUUUAAUGAUCCCCUACUAGCAUGCGGCAAUCACACUUUGAUUAAAAUAUGAAUAGCAUCAAUAGCAAAACAAUUUUACAUUGAACAAAAAGUUUUAAUAAUAAUGAGAGGGCAAAACAUGCUCAGGGGAGUCAUUGAAUGUGCAACAUCAGUUUUAAAAAUUUAUUUUUACUUUCAACUGUGUAAAAGUUUUCUUUUUCUACCCCUUUUGUAACUGAUUUGACAUGCCUUGUACAAAUUUUAUACUGGAAUUAAUAUGAGACAAAAAGAAAUUUGUAAUAAGGUAAACGUAAUAAUUUUGUAAUUGUUUAAUCAUGUGCUGUCUGUUUUAUAACAAAUGUAGAAAUGGUUGUUUCUUGUCGUACAGUCUGAGAUAAGUAUAAAUUCCAGGUAUCUUAUGAGAUAUUCCAGAUAUUUUACUUUUAUACUGAUGGAUUUUAUUUAGAAAUUUGAAUAAAAUUGUCCAAGACAAGGAGAA